UUUCUAUUUAAAUUAAUAUAAACAUAACUAAUUUAAUUCCUCUUAUUAUAUAAGAAAUGGCAUAAUAUAUAUAUAUAUAUAUACAUAUUAGACCAGCUUUUCAUCUUCUUCGAUCAACCCAUUUAACUUGAGUUAAUUAUUAGAUACACACACAUAUAGUGUUACAGAGAUGGGCAGCACAAAGGGUCUCACUCUUGAGGAGAUUAAGAAUGAAGCUGUUGAUUUGGAAAGAAUCCCAGUCGAGGAAGUGUUCGAGCAGUUGAAAUGCACGCGCGAAGGUCUAACAUCCGAAGAAGGUCAGAACCGCCUGCAAAUAUUCGGUCCAAACAAAUUGGAAGAGAAAAAGGAGAGCAAGAUUCUCAAGUUCUUGGGGUUCAUGUGGAACCCCUUGUCAUGGGUUAUGGAAGCUGCUGCUUUAAUGGCUAUCGUCCUCGCUAACGGAGAUAAUCGCCCGCCUGAUUGGCAAGAUUUUGUCGGCAUUGUCGCCUUAUUGUUCAUCAACUCCACGAUUAGUUUUAUCGAAGAAAACAAUGCUGGUAAUGCUGCUGCAGCUCUUAUGGCUGGACUUGCUCCCAAAACUAAGGUUUUGAGAGAUGGCCGAUGGAGUGAGCAAGAUGCUUCGAUCCUCGUCCCGGGUGACAUCAUCAGCAUCAAGCUUGGUGACAUCAUCCCGGCCGACGCCCGCCUUCUAGAAGGCGACCCUUUGAAAGUUGACCAGUCAGCAUUGACCGGAGAGUCUCUCCCUGUCACGAAAAGCCCUUCCGACGAGGUCUUCUCCGGGUCCACAUGCAAGCAAGGCGAGAUCGAAGCAGUUGUCAUAGCAACCGGGGUCCACACUUUCUUCGGCAAGGCAGCCCAUCUAGUGGACAGCACGAAUCAGGUCGGACACUUCCAGAAGGUUCUGACGGCAAUCGGAAACUUCUGCAUAUGCUCGAUCUUCGUCGGGAUAAUCAUCGAAUUAAUUGUGAUGUACCCCAUACAGCACCGUAAGUAUAGGGACGGAAUCGACAAUCUGCUUGUUCUGUUGAUCGGAGGGAUUCCGAUUGCGAUGCCGACUGUUCUGUCUGUGACGAUGGCGAUCGGGUCCCACAGGCUGAGUCAGCAGGGGGCAAUUACUAAGCGGAUGACUGCUAUUGAGGAAAUGGCGGGAAUGGAUGUGCUGUGCAGUGAUAAAACGGGGACUUUGACUUUGAAUAAGUUGACCGUUGACCGGAGCCUUGUCGAAGUAUUUGUGAAGGGAUUGGAUAAAGAGCAAGUGAUUUUGCUUGCAGCUAGGGCUUCGAGAACCGAAAAUCAGGAUGCUAUUGAUGCCGCCAUUGUCGGGAUGCUUGCCGAUCCAAAGGAGGCGAGAGCUGGUGCGAGGGAGGUGCAUUUUCUACCUUUCAAUCCUGUCGAUAAAAGGACAGCGUUGACUUACAUAGAUGCCAAUGGUAAUUGGCAUCGUGCUAGCAAAGGUGCACCCGAGCAGAUACUGGCACUUUGCAAUAGUAAGGAAGAUGUGAGAAAGAGGGUUCACUCGGUUAUCGAUAAGUUUGCUGAACGUGGACUCCGUUCUUUAGGGGUUGCUCGACAGGAAGUUCCGGAAAGAACAAAAGAGAGCCUUGGUGGACCAUGGCAACUCGUUGGUUUAUUACCUUUGUUCGAUCCACCUAGGCAUGAUAGUGCAGAAACAAUUAGACGAGCGUUGAAUCUUGGUGUGAAUGUGAAGAUGAUCACUGGUGACCAGCUAGCAAUAGCCAAGGAAACGGGACGAAGGCUCGGAAUGGGAACGAAUAUGUACCCGUCUUCAUCUUUGCUCGGCCAACACAAAGAUGAAGCUAUUGCGUCACUUCCUGUCGAUGAGCUAAUUGAGAAAGCCGACGGUUUUGCCGGAGUAUUUCCUGAGCACAAGUAUGAAAUAGUGAAGAGAUUGCAAGAAAGAAAGCACAUUUGUGGAAUGACGGGGGACGGUGUGAACGAUGCUCCAGCACUAAAGAAGGCCGAUAUCGGAAUCGCUGUUGCCGAUGCAACCGAUGCUGCUAGGGGCGCUUCCGACAUUGUCUUAACGGAACCUGGUCUGAGUGUCAUAAUAAGUGCUGUCCUUACGAGCCGAGCUAUUUUCCAACGAAUGAAAAAUUACACCAUAUACGCUGUCUCGAUUACAAUCCGUAUAGUGUUUGGAUUCAUGCUUAUUGCUUUGAUAUGGAAAUUCGACUUUGCUCCGUUCAUGGUUCUAAUCAUCGCCAUCCUAAACGACGGGACCAUCAUGACAAUCUCGAAGGAUCGAGUGAAGCCGUCUCCAUUACCGGACAGCUGGAAACUAAACGAGAUUUUCGCCACCGGAGUUGUCUUAGGAGGGUACCUUGCACUCGGGACUGUAUUAUUCUUUUGGGUCAUGAAAGAUACCGACUUUUUCUCUGAAAAAUUUGGUGUAAGGUCCCUAAGAGAUAGUCCCGAGGAAAUAAUGGCAGCAUUAUACUUGCAAGUGAGUAUUGUGAGUCAAGCACUUAUUUUCGUGACGAGGUCCCGUAGCUGGUCCUUUGCCGAACGUCCCGGAAUGUUCUUAUUGGGCGCUUUCUUGAUUGCUCAGCUGGUUGCGACUCUAAUAGCUGUUUAUGCUGAUUGGAGCUUUGCGAAGAUAAAAGGAUGUGGUUGGGGUUGGGCCGGUGUUAUUUGGCUUUACAGUAUCGUAACUUACUUUCCUCUCGACAUUCUCAAGUUCUGCAUUCGCUACGUUUUGAGUGGAAAAGCUUGGGAUAAUCUUUUGGAGAACCGGACUGCAUUUACUACCAAAUCCAACUAUGGGAAGGAAGAGAGAGAAGCCCAGUGGGCGGCUUCGCAGCGGACUUUGCACGGUCUUCAGCCACCGGAAACCGCCAACCUCUUUGCCGAGAAAAGCAGCUACAGAGAGCUCUCCGAGAUUGCCGAACAAGCCAAACGCCGCGCUGAGGUGGCAAGGCUUAGAGAGCUGCAUACGCUGAAGGGGCACGUGGAAUCGGUGGUGAAGCUGAAAGGAUUGGAUAUCGACACGAUUCAACAGCAUUAUACUGUCUGAUGAAUCAAUGCCGAUUUCUUUUAAGGAAAUGAAAGCUGGUUCAAUUAGUUUCGUGCAAUAAGUUUUUAUUUAGUACUAGUUUAUGUAAACCAAAUAGUAAUUGGUCCCAUUUUCUGUUGCUUAAUAUUUGAACUUCGAAGUUAUAUAGUGGACGAAAAUGGUUCUGGUAUU
Erythranthe guttata (spotted monkey flower) is the source of this 3205-nucleotide messenger RNA. RefSeq names its product plasma membrane ATPase 4. Gene Ontology annotation, biological process: proton export across plasma membrane. Gene Ontology annotation, cellular component: membrane. Lineage: Eukaryota; Viridiplantae; Streptophyta; Magnoliopsida; Lamiales; Phrymaceae. Gene Ontology annotation, molecular function: ATP hydrolysis activity; ATP binding; P-type proton-exporting transporter activity. The record is from RefSeq and is a predicted model, not a curated record.